UGACGGGCGCCCCCACCCGGAGGCCAGCGGAGAGUGGGUGUUCUCCGUCCAAAAGCUUAUAGAGUUUGGGCCGUCGCUCAACGAGAGCUCAACGAGACAACGAGCGAAAGUCGAGAGCAAAGUCGGAAGAAAGAGACUCUCAUUCCAAGAAACCAGCACCCAUCACUCGGUCUAGACCGCCGGUGCGGCUACAUAUAGCAGGACUCCGCCCAGUACAAGUCUCUAUCUGCGCCGCUUCUUCGUCUCGACGUGCUACGAAGGAGACGAAGGGAACACCGUACAGCACGCUUUCUUGGAAAGAAACCUACAAUCUGGGAGCACUUGAAUUGGCGGUCGAAAUUUGGCCCUGCCCCAUCAACAUCCGACCUGGCUUCUCCUUACCCCAUAUUCGUGCAGCAAUUGGAAGUCCAUUCACCAUGUGGAUUGACUUGCUAAGCGUGGUGAGCGACCACGACAUGACAAACACCGACAUAACAGAUACACUGCGCUCAUGUUUGCUGCGGACCUGCGAGGCAACUAAAUUCGAUGUCGGCCGCUACUGCUCCGCCAAAGGGGAUAAUGGGGAGCUAUCCAUAGCAUCGGUGACAACUGUCACAUCAGACAAUGAGAGGGCCUCCGAGGCCCUAGCAAAACUACUGGAGGCAGAUGCUGCAAGAAUAAACACGAUAGGACAGCGCACCGCUAGAGCCGCAAAGUCAAUUUGGUUAGAGGACAUGUCAGUUGACAGAACAGGGGCACCUACGCCAUUCGAAUCCGUGUUCUCGUCGUGUUUUGGUGUGCCGGUCUUCCAGCGGGGCAUCGUCGUGGGAGUCUUUGAGUUUUACUCAACCGAGCGAAGAUCGACUGAUGAACUAGCGCAGCGUGUCGUCGGAUUGGUCGGGCAACAGCUAUCCCGUCUGAUGCACACAUUGGAAACCCAAGCCGAGCUGCUCAAAGCGAACGAGCUACUGAACGUCAUGCUCUCAAAUGUCGCUGCUGGCGUCGUCGCGUGUGAUGCGGACGGGAAACUCACGCUCUUCAACGACGUCUCCAAGUCCUUCCAUGGCUUGGACGUCCGACACGAUUUGAACUCGUCGGAAUGGGCUGGUACUUAUGAUCUGUUCCGACUCGAUGGCACGGCAUUGCCUGCUGAUGAGAUCCCACUCGUUCGAGCGCAUCAGGGGAAACCACUACAUGGACAGGAGAUAAUCAUUGCUCCGCAUGGCUUGCCGAAGGUUGUUGUCUCAUGCUCUGGACGUGCACUGCAGGAUACGGAUGGGAACACGAUUGGGGCUGUCGUGGUCAUGCACGAUAUCUCCGAGAGGGUCGAGAGGGAACAGAAGCUGCGCGAGAACAACGAGCUGCUGAGACGAGCUCUGGAUACCAUAACAGAUCUGGACGGCUUCAAGCUCAUUGCUGAGGCGUUCCCGGAAAUCGUAUACACCACGUCCGCCGAAGGGAAGGUUUCAUAUUUAAACAAAAAGUUCUACGAGCACACGGGCUGCGGCCCCAUCGAACGAGGCCAAUGGGACUGGGCGGGUAUCCUACCCAGAUUCGUACAUCCGGACGACGUAACGCCCACCGCAACUGCCUGGACUGACGCCAUCAACGCCUCAGGCCGCUUUGAGACCGAGUUCCGCGUGAAAAGGAAGGAUGGCGCAUGGAGGUCACAUCUCGCGCGGGCCGUUCCAGUCCGUAACAAGGACGGUGUGGUCAUGCGGUACAUUGGAACGCUGACGGAUAUCAAUGACCAACGACAAGCAAUGGUGGCUCUGGCGCAAACGCGGAAUCGCUUGAGCGCUCUCCUCCACUCCAAUGCGUUGCUUGUCUGGUCCAUGGACUCUGAAGGGAUCUUCACGCUGGUGGAAGGGAAAUUGGGCGGUGCUCUCGCGAGCCGGUUCCUGCCUGAACAGGAAACGGUUGGGAGAUCCUACGUGGAGGUGUUCAAGGAUUACCCAGCAUUGGUCAAAGCAGCGGAGGCAUCGCUGUCAAAUGAAUCGCUCUCAUUAGAAGUGUUGUUCGAGGAGCGAUGGCUUUACAUCACCUUCUCGCCCGAUCUGGCAGGGCACGGCGUUGUCGGUGUAUGUCAGGACAUUUCCGAUCGAAAGAUUGCCCAGCAGCAGAAGGCAGAGGCGGACAUACGCGAGCAAGCCGCUCUGGAGGCUUCGAAAGCUACCCGCUUCUUGCUCAGCUGCUGCUCACACGAGCUGCGGACUCCGUUGCACAGCCUGGUCGCGGCGUCGGAGCUGCUCGCUGAUACCCAUUUGACUGAUAAUCAGCAGGAGCUGAUUUCGACGAUCUUGAGUAGUAGUCGUUCGCUGCUUAGCUUGAUCUCGGAUUUGCUGGAGCUGCAGCGGAUAGAGUCCGGUAAAUUCAAGGUGGAAACGGUCACGUUCUCGCUGAAGGAGUUCUUCAGCGAUAUGAAAACCCUCUGGACGCCUGCAGCGAAGCUCCACGGAAUCGAUUUCCAUAUCCAUAUACAUACGGGCGAAAACGACAUGGAUGAGAUCGCGGGUGAUCCCAAGCGAUUGGCGCAAGUGCUCAACAAUCUGAUAUCCAAUGCAGUGAAAGGCACGCCGUCAGGCUCCAUCGAAGUGGAAGCGCGUCACACGUCGACACCAGAAUGGCAGCACGUCCUGCACGUCGCCGUCGUGGAUACCGGUGUAGGCAUGUCCCCGACGCUGGUAUCAAAGCUCUUCCAACCCUUCUCCACCAACCAGCAAUUGACCUCCGACAGCUCUGGAUUGGGUCUCUACCUCGUCUCGAGGCUCGUAGACGCGAUGGACGGGUCGAUCAAUGUGGAAAGCGAAGUUGGGAAAGGCUCACGGCUGUCGUUCGUGGUACGGUUCGGCCAUCGCGAUGUGAAUGGCCGGAGGAGUCGACGGGAGUCGGAUGAAGAGGCCAGACCGCGGAACCGGUCGCUGUAUGGGAGUAUGGACUCGCCUACUCGGUCGCAUGGGUCGUUGGCGAUCUCACCACCACCACCGAAGGAGGCAGCCUCGAAAAGCAUGAGGGAGUUGCAUCAGAUCGUUGGACCGACGCCGCAGGACAGCCCACCGAUCCUGACCCUACAAGCGCAGAUGGAUGCCCGCACAAUGAUGCACAAUGUACCUCACUCAGCUUCAAUGCCCGCGCUAUCUCAGCAAAGAAAGCCGACGACCAUGACAAUGUCCUUCCCUACCCUCCCCGGCAUCCCGAUAGCCCGGCAGCGCCCGCUCAAAAUCGUCAUUGUCGAAGAUAACUCCACGAAUCUGAAACUGCUCACGAGGAUGUUGACGUUGAUGGGACAUACCAUAUCCGGCGCGGCCACCGGGUGUGCAGCACUUUCACUGAUUCUUGGUGACGAUUAUGAAAGUCCGGCAUCAAAUAGAUGUGUCCAAGAAUUGGAGGAAUCGUCUGCAUCGUUCAAGAACCCACGCCCGUACGAUAUCAUCCUCAUGGACUGCAAUCUAGGCGACGGCUUAGACGGGUGGGAAUGCAGUCGACGGAUCCGUCAACAGGGCGAAGAAGCCGAUGAGGACAAUGACGAUGAUUCCACAGCCACACCCACCCCCACAUCACCGUCACCGUCCGACGUGCCAACAUCACCACCACUCAAACCCGACACCCUCCCCACACCGGCCACCCAAAUCGCCACACCACCCCUCCCGACCCACACCAGCAGCGGGUCCUCCUCAUCAUCCCACACCCACCUCCACCCACCGCCCCUCUCAUCAUCAGCAUACAAGAGAGCGCGAAAACAAUGGUACCGCGAAGUCCCCAUCAUCGCGGUGACCGCGGACGUGAUGGACCAUAACAAGCAGCGGUGCCUGGACGCCGGCAUGUCGGAUUUCCUGACGAAGCCCGCGGAUAGGCAGAGUUUGAGCCGGGUCAUCGCUAAAUGGUGUCCAUGACGCGAUCAGAUGAGGGAGGGAUACUGAGAACCCGGCGGCGCAGACGGAGGGCAGUCGUCUUGACCCGACAUGUUUUUGUGCGUUUCUGGAUGCGUCGGUGGUGGCACAGCACGAAAAGCGAUACCUUCGAUGCCUGGGAAGAAUACAAAGCCUUGAUGGAGAUAUAUCUCCACCCCAAGCUAGAGUGCUGAUACCCUUAACAAUAAAGCCCGCCAUUAGCUAGUAGUCGGUCCGCCUUGGCGGUUCCCCUGACAUGUUGUAUACCCUCGCGAACGUUUCUGCCGCGACACAAUGCAUCGAAUCUGGUCCAUACACAUAGUUCCGGGUUGUUUAGCAAUGUUAUCAUAGUGUAGAUAGACUUGCGAACGAGACACUCUUUGUAUAAAUGAUUUUCUACUCGGGUGGUCCAUCCCGAA
Messenger RNA from Fimicolochytrium jonesii, 4288 nucleotides. RefSeq lists its product as uncharacterized. Gene Ontology annotation, molecular function: histidine phosphotransfer kinase activity; phosphorelay sensor kinase activity; protein binding. The coding region runs from base 417 to 3872 and encodes 1151 amino acids. The record is from RefSeq and is a predicted model, not a curated record. Gene Ontology annotation, biological process: phosphorelay signal transduction system; protein autophosphorylation. The transcript has 4 exons. NCBI's taxonomy places the organism in Eukaryota, Fungi, Chytridiomycota, Chytridiomycetes, Spizellomycetales, Powellomycetaceae.